Messenger RNA from Oncorhynchus nerka (sockeye salmon), 4540 nucleotides. RefSeq names its product zinc finger protein 883-like. Bases 215 to 2101 code for a protein of 628 amino acids. The record is from RefSeq and is a predicted model, not a curated record. Lineage: Eukaryota; Metazoa; Chordata; Actinopteri; Salmoniformes; Salmonidae. The transcript has 4 exons. Gene Ontology annotation, biological process: regulation of transcription by RNA polymerase II. Gene Ontology annotation, molecular function: DNA-binding transcription factor activity; RNA polymerase II cis-regulatory region sequence-specific DNA binding.
ACUAAUUCAACCACAUCGGUAGCUUGCUAGCCAACAUAAAACUGAAACAUUGAAUCUCUGAAUAAUUGUAUAACUACACGAAUCCCAUAGUUUUAAACACAGCGCUGUUAAUGUAUGUACUAGUUGAUUUAAACUUAAUUCGCUUGCUAAAUUUGCUACGGAGCCUACUAGCACCAGGGUAGUCGAUAAUGCUAGCUAGCUAACAUCCCCGACCAUGAACUCACAAAGUUACUCCCCCCCUGCUGAAGAAGAGGUCUGCUGGAUGGAGAAACAAGCUCUUAGGCUGAACGUUGUCGUAAAAGAGGAAGAUGGUGAUAUUACCGUGAAAGGAGAGGAAGAAACAUUCAGAAUGAAAAAAUAUAAAAUGGAGGCUAUCACGUUGAAAGAAGAAGAGGAUGUUGAAGUGAAAGAAGAGAAAAUACCGUUUGUUGUGAAAAAGGAAGGGGGGAUCGAGGCUGUCACAUUGAAAGAAGAGGAGACUGAAUAUCUGAUUAACACAAAGCCAAAAACGAGGCAAUAUGCUCCUUUCUGGCCCUCCCAGAGCUCUACAUUGAAAGAGGACAUCAGAAAGAUACAGGAAGGAUCUAGCGUGGCACCCGUGAGCCCCAGACAGUUUGGUGGUGAUGAUGACGACGCCAUUAACUGCAACGGAGAACGGGACAUGAAGGAUUGGUUUCCUAGCAACAGACUGGAGGCGGAGUCGGCUCCAGAGAAGCACAAGCCAGUGCAGAGGGAGGGUGGUAACACAUCUCUCCCACACCCCUCCCCUGUCCCCGAGUCCCCGGGUCGUGCCUCUCCCGGUAGCGCCUUAAUGUGGGGUCUGAAGAGGGUGUCUGUGAGGCUGGUGGACUGCAGGAAAACAACGGGGCUGAGUGGAACUGUGAGAGAAGGAGAAGAGGGUGAUUCAAUGGCAUCAAGAGAAAGACCAGACUCAGAGGAACCAGAGACAUCAGCUAGACGACACCACUGCUCGCAGUGUGGAAAGAGUUUUACCCGGCUAUUACACGUGAAAAGACAUGAGAAGACACACACAGGAGAAAAGCCCUUCCACUGCUCCCAUUGUGGACAGAGUUUUACCAGGUUAUAUAGCCUGAAAAGACAUGAAAGGACACACACAGGAGAAAAGCCUUUCCACUGCUCCCAGUGUGGAAAGAGUUUUACCCGUUUAUGGCACUUGAACAUGCAUGAGAGAAGGCACACAGGAGAGAAGCCUCACGGCUGCUCCGAUUGUGGAAAGACUUUUACCCAAUCAUGGCACCUGAAAAUGCAUACGAGAAUGCACACAGGAGAAAAGCCCUUCCCCUGCUCCCAUUGUGGAAAGAGUUUUGCCCAGUUAGGGAGCCAGAAAGAACAUGAAAGAGUACACUCUGGAGAAAAGCCCUUCCAGUGCUCCCAUUGUGGAAAGAAUUUUACCUGGAUAGGGAACCUGAAAACUCAUGAGAGGACACAUACAGGAGAGAAGCCUUUCCACUGCUCCUUGUGUGGAAAGAGUUUUACUCAGGUAGGGGGGCUGAUCAAACAUACGAGAAUACACAAAGGAGAGAAGCCUUUCCACUGCUCCCUGUGUGGAAAGAGUUUUACUCAGUUAUGGACUUUAAAAACACAUCAGUGGACACACACAGAAGAAAAGCCUCACACCUGCUCCCAGUGUGGAAAGGGUUUUGUUACAUUACGGGGCCUGAAAAAGCAUGAGAGAAUACAUACAGGGGAGGAGAAGCCUUAUCAAUGCUCUCAUUGUGGGAAAGGUUUCGGACGAUCAGGGUAUCUAAAAGUGCAUGAAAGAAUGCACACUGAAGAGAAACCAUAUCAAUGCUCCCAAUGUGAAAAUACAUUCUUCUCACCAGGGGACGUGAAAAAACAUGAGAGAACACACUCUGUAGAGAGGCCUUUCCAUUGUUCCCAGUGUGGAAAGAGAUUUAUUCAGUCAUCGCAUCUGAAAGAGCACACAAGAAUACACACAGGAGAAAAUCCAUUCCAAUGCUCUCAUUGUGGAAAGGGUUUUAACAGGUUAAGGAGACUGAAAACACAUGAGAUGACACACAGGAAAAUAACUUUUCCACUGCUCCCAGUGUGGAGAGUUUCACCCAGUCAAGAUACCUGAAAAAGCAUGCGCUAACAUACUCUGCAGAGAAGCCUUGAAAGAGAGAAGCUAUUCCACUGCUCCCAGUGGGGAAAAAUAUUUACCUAGUUAGGGAACCUGAAAGACCAUGGACCCCACACUGGGGAGUUGCCUUACAUCUGCUCCCAGUGUGGAAAGAGAGAUUUCACAUAAACACAGGCAGUUUAGCUAGGUAGUUGGCUAGGUAAUUAAACUAGCUAGCUGGCUAGGUAGUUAAGCUGGCUAGGUAGUUAAGUUAGCUAGCAGAGAAAACAGUCUAUGACUAGGGUGCCUGGAGUCUUGGACAAUUUUUGGGCCUUCCUCUGACACCGCCUGCUAUAGAGGUCCACCGCCUGGUAUAGAGGUCAUGACGUGCCCUUGGGCAGUUCUAUGACGGUCUUAAGUACUCUGUUUCUGGGUCUGUAUAAUUGGAAUAUGUGACUGUGGGACACAGGGAGAGACUUGGCCGAACUUUAUCAUUCAAAAGGUUGGAUGGUGAAACCGUAUUUCUGUAAAUCCGGACAGUUCGAAUGGUCGGUGGGAAAUCAAGGAAUGUCGAAUUUGUUUCCUUUGGUGACCUCAUUAAAGACAGAAGACCCACAUUACUGUAUGUUUGUUUGUUUGUAUACACAUCUCAACUACUAUCUGAAUGUUGUAUAAAAUAAAUGAUUAAGCAUAAGAAUACUUUUGAAAAUAUAACAAUUUGAUUUUAGUGUUCUAAAUGAGAAUUGUUUUUCAUAACUUAUGAUCAGGCAGUGGCCACGCCAAAACAUCCCAGGUUGCUGCUGGUGUGUGAAGUGGUUCUAGCUGUGACCUGAAUCAUCAACCAUUGAGAUCAUGGAGCGGUAGUGACAUGGUUGGCAAUUUAAAUACAGACCAGAGGACGUAGGGACUCAGUCCAUACUUUACAAAUGGUUAAGAAAAUCUCUACAAAACUGAACACUACGUAUUCAGUCUGCAGCUGUUUGAGUACCUUAGUCUGGUAAACGCGACGGAUCGAACGACGAAUGGUACUCUGAAAGAUCCAUUCUGGAGAACAUUUCACUAUCGAACAACCAUUGGUAUGCCUGACGUAUCUAUUAUAACAAGCUACAACUACAUUACAUUUACAUUUAAGUCAUUUAGCAGACGCUCUUAUCCAGAGCGACUUACAAAUUGGUGCAUUCACCUUAUGACAUCCAGUGGAACAGUAGUGCAUCUAAAAGAUUUUGAUCUCUGGUGGACUUGACUUUCUGUCGACUGAUUCAGCAGACGGACGGGCGAUCACAGAGAGUGACAACAGAGCUAUACACUCGUAAAUAUGUCAAUUGCAAUUUAUUUUCGAAUGAGCAGCUGUUCAUGUGCAAAAGGGUUGGCAUUUCCAUGAGCGUGGUUAUCAAUUGUAUGUACAUGGGUCCAAUUUGUUUUCCCCACUCUUUAUCGGUCCCCACCCCUUUCCUUUGUCUACCAAGCCGUCAUAUCGGUUUAGUCCCCUAGGGACUUUUCAGUGUAUCAUGUGAGUAACCAAUGUAUAACCUGUCCUGUGUGUGUCUUUAUGUAAUUCUGUGUGAUUUAUUUAGUUAGUUAGUAAAUAAAUAAUUACGCCAAUUUGAAUAUCGCUGAUUCAUAAUUUAUGCUAGGGUUCGUGCAGAUAUCCAAGGGGUUUUGCGAAAUUUUGAAUAUGACUGAGGUAAUAAUACAUAAAUAAGUGACUAAUCGAUAAGUUAUGAAAAUAUCUGAAGGGAUUUCAAUUUGGGAAAUUGUAACUAUUUAAACAACAUUUUCCUGUGGUGCCCCUGACUCCCUAGUUAAUUUCUAUUCCGUGAUUAGUUUAAUCACAUGACAUGAUGUAUUCAUAUAACACUAUGUAUUCAGGACAUUAAGUUAAUUUCUUUGCCACAUUUUUUGCAGAUUUACUUUAGUGCCUUUUACCAAACUUUUUGAUGAAUAUUUGUAUUCUGUUUGUAUUCAAGCUUCAUUCUUUUCACUCUGUCAUUUAGGUUAGUCUUGUGGGGUUACUUCAAAUAGUCUUGUGGAGUAACUUCAAAUAGUCUUGUGGAGUAACUUCAAUGUUGUUGAUCCAUCCUCAGUUUUCUCCUUUCACAGGCAUUAAACUCUGUAACAGUUUUAAAGUCACCAUUGGCUUCAUGGUGAAAUCCCUGAGCAGUUUCCUUCCUCUCUGGCAACUGAAUUAGGAAGGACGUAUGUAUCUUUGUAGUGACUAGGUGUAUGGAUACACCACCCAAAGUGUAUAAGCUAAAACACAAAGCCAACAAGCAACUUGACAGAUCUUAAAGAAUUUUAUGGAAUAAUAAUCUGCAAAUAUAAGAUUUAUCCAGAAAGACUCACAGCUGUAAUCUCUUCCAAAGGUGAUUCUAGCAUGUAUUGAAUCAGUGGUGUGAAUAUUUAUGUAAAUUAGAUAUUUCUAUUUUGCAUUUUCAAUAAAUUUGCAAACUUAUCACA